GUUUCAAUCAAAAUAAAAAUAAAAAAGGUAUCGAAACAUCUCAUGCUAAAAUUUAUCAGAUUUUUAUUAUAAAAAUAGUUGGGUUUAUUGUAGGCGAACAUGGACGCGGAUAAACUCAAUAGAGAGUUACACAUUUUCCGGAACCACGUGAAAAUCGCUCGGGAAAACAUCAUCCACAAACUGGUACGGGACGUUCGAUUCUGGAGCGCCAAAGUAAAGGAUGGUAGCAAUCCCCGUGCGGCGCGUAAGUUGGCCUCCCUAGAACCGUUAAUUCCGCAUAUCCGUACCCAGCCGGCCUCGCAACUGGCUAAAGCAAUUAUCCGGUUUAACGCUAAGAAGAGUUCGACAGGUAACAGCUCGUUGGAAGAUCGAGCUCUGUCCAGAUUCUUCGAACACAAAAAGUUACAGCCCGAGGUUCGAGCUCUGAUCCGAAGGUUUGGAUUAUCUAGUAAGAUGGAGGUAUUGGAUAAGUACCUGAAGAAUUCCUCUGGCGAUCAAGCCAAGAAAAAAUCGAAAAAGAAGAAGGGACGAUCUAACAAGGGGAAGGGAAAGGAAAGUGUAAAAGCCAAAUCGAAAAAGGUUGACCAGGAAUCGGACGAUCAGGGAUUCUGUGAAGGAGACGAACCAGGAAAGCCUAAGGAAGACGAGGAAUCAAUGGAAAUCGAGGAAAAUAUUUCAGAAGCUUCGGAUAACGAAUCGGAGAAUGGAGCUGGGAAAUUUGUAAAAGUAACGCCUGCAAAAAACAAACCUAAUAAAAAAUUAAAGAAUCAAGAGGCUUCUAAAAAGCAGAAAAAGAAAUUGGCUGCCAAUUCUCCUGAAGAUGAACAUGAUGAAGAAAAAAUCAUUCAAAUUCAGGACAGUUUUUUCGUCACUUCCUCUGGUCAGAGUUAUGUCGCAACGGCACCAGCUUUGGACAAAAAUUCAGAACAGGAAAAAGUUGAAGAAGAAUACGAUUGGAAGCGAUCGAACAAAAGGAAAAACAUCUCCGGGAAUGACACUAGAACGUCAACUAAAAAAACUUCGGAUACAGAUAUGCAUCCAUCUUGGAAAGCAAAGCAACAACAGAAAGGUUUGAAGCCAUUCGAAGGAAACCGAAAGGUAUUUGGAGAUGAUGGCAGUAAGUCGCAGUCUAGCAAACGAGUUAAAACUGAUCCCCAUCCGGAAGACAUUCAUCCUUCGUGGGCGGCAAAGCAAAAGCAAAGAAGCAUUCAACCUUUCGCCGGGAAGAAAAUAAACUUCGAAUCCAACGAAUCGGACGCAGCCUGUUUUCCCAAGCAAUCUGCUACUGUGGAACCAUUCAAAGUGAAAAGUAAAAGCAUUAACGAUACCGACUCACGGUUGGAAGAUUUACACCCUUCGUGGGCGGCCAAACAGAAGCAGAAGGGUUUGCAGCCCUUCAAGGGGAAGAAAAUUGUGUUCGACUCCAUCGGUGGUGGGGAGUCGAGCUCCUCGAACGUGAAACAGCACAUAAGUAGUCCGGCGGAAGUGCCAUCGGACCUGCACCCAUCCUGGCUUGCAAAACAGAAGGAGAAAGGUAUUCAGGAGUUUCGGGGAAAGAAAAUUACCUUCGGCGAUGAUUAGGUUUUUCACUAAGGCCUAGCUUUUAUAAUGCCAUUAAUACAGGUUGGCUUUUUAGAACCGAUGCGUUUGUUUAAAGCGGGUUAAACCUUAACGUUUAUGGAUUAAAUAUUUGUUUUAGUUGUAACACGUGUUA
Uranotaenia lowii is the source of this 1714-nucleotide messenger RNA. RefSeq lists its product as uncharacterized. Bases 100 to 1581 code for a protein of 493 amino acids. Lineage: Eukaryota; Metazoa; Arthropoda; Insecta; Diptera; Culicidae. Gene Ontology annotation, biological process: maturation of SSU-rRNA. The transcript has 2 exons. The record is from RefSeq and is a predicted model, not a curated record. Gene Ontology annotation, cellular component: 90S preribosome; nucleus.